AUGGACAACGAAAACGCACAUGGCGGCAUUCGAGCCGCCGAAGGAUUCCACAGAUACGAUGGCGAGAAAGGCAUGGAUUGCCACGAGCCGUCGAACUUCCCCACCAAAGAUGGAUCUCCAUCCUUAGGCUCUUUUGCGGAGAUCGAGGAACAAAGAAUCAUUCGGGGGAAUGAAAAAUUUCACCGUCUGGGUUGGAAGCGUCUCACUGUAGUGCUUUUUGUCGAAGCCAUUGCUCUUGGAUGUCUCAGCUUUCCCAAGUCCUUCGCAACCCUCGGCAUGGUUGGAGGAGUCGUCGCUUCCAUUGGCAUUGGAAUUGUCGCAACUUAUGCUAGCUACGAGGUUGGCGCCGUGAAAGUGAAAUACCCCCAUGUUGAGCACUACGGUGACAUUGGGAGGCUCAUGCUGGGCGAGUGGGGCUUUUGGAUCAUCACGGUGGUCCUCAUCUUCUCCGUUACGUUGACAGUGGGAUCUCACACUCUCACCGGUAUCAUUGCUUUGAAAAAUAUCACCCAAAGCGAUAUUUGUGCCGUUAUAUUCGGACUGGUUUCGACAAUCAUUCUCCUCUUGUUCGCCAUCCCACCGAGCUUUGCAGACAUAGCCAUUUUGGGCUACGUUGAUAUUGUUUCUAUUCUCACGGCUGUUGGAAUCACAAUCAUUGCAACCGGCAUUCAUAGUUCUCAGGCUCAGGCGGGCACCGAUCUACCACGGUCAGAUUGGUCUGCCUGGCCCAAAGAAGAUACCGAUUUUGCUUCAGCAAUGGUGGCAAUCAACAACAUUGUCUUCGCAUACACAUUUGCUCCUGCACUGCCAUCAUUUCUGAGCGAGAUGCAUACCCCAAAAGACUAUGUCAAAUCCGUGUAUUCAUUGGGGGCUAUAGAAAUCACCCUUUACACUCUUAUCGGAUCACUUGUCUAUGUUUUCGUUGGACAAGACGUGCAAUCUCCAGCCCUAUUAUCGGCCGGGCCUCUCGUGUCGAGAAUCGCUUUCGGUGUCGCUCUUCCGGUUAUUUUCAUUUCGGGCUCUAUCAAUACCAGUGUGAUCGCACGCUACAUUCAUGGAUAUGUAUACCGCUACUCCGUUGUGCGAUACGUGAACACAAAAAUGGGUUGGAUCACUUGGAUCGCGCUCGUGUCGGUCGUGUCAUUUUUGGCAUGGAUUAUUGCCGAGGUCAUUCCAGUGUUCUCGAGUAUUCUGUCUAUCAGCGGUGCAUUGUUUAGCUCAGGCCUUUGUUUCUACGUUCCCGCGAUCAUAUGGUUUGUUCUAAUCCGAGAGGGCAAGUGGUAUCAUAAUCUUCCCAGGGCCCUCUGCAAUGGCUUUGUGUUUUUGUUUGGUCUGGGGGUUCUGGGAUGCGGUAUGUAUGCCAACGUGAUCAUUCUGAUGGAAGAGUCUCGUGAGGGCAUUACCGGGAAACCUUUCUCUUGCUCUUCGUCCGAAUGA
Molecule: messenger RNA, 1437 nt
Organism: Penicillium salamii
Lineage: Eukaryota; Fungi; Ascomycota; Eurotiomycetes; Eurotiales; Aspergillaceae
Source: the annotation of a GenBank genome assembly